UGUUCAGCUUAAACUUUAUUGUACAAGAUAAGCAUAUCCAGGAACAGUCUUGUCCAUUUAAUCUUUUAAACAUAUGUUCCAUGACCUUAAACUGAGCGUACUCAGGAACGUGCUCCUAACUGAUCAUUCUGGAAAUGGUCGGGUUUCUAAAUGAAUAUGUUUAGACUCUCCGAUUAAAAUUCCCAGAGCACAGUGAUCCGCCUCCGUACCCUGACCCUCCUGCGCCAGAUCUUGCUCCAGUCACCUAUGUACACAGUUGGACCUGGACCAGGCAUACUAGGCUCCUCCUCGAAACCCGCCCAUUCUCAACUCUGAAGGAGCUGCCAGUCACACCCCUGCCCCAGGCUCUCUUCCAAGUUCUGCUCCGCCCGCCUAUUUGUCCCAGGGUCGGCUCACGGCCGGAGCUCACAUCCUGGCUCCGCCCUCAGCCCCGGGCUCCGCCCACGCCCGGAGCGCACCUCUGGCUCCGCCCCCUCACAGUUUCAGCUGGGCCUAAGCCUCCGAGCUCAGUUUGACCUCAGCAUCCAGCUAUGGCGGCAGUGACCUGGAGUCGGGCGCGGUGCUGGUGUCCGAGGUCCUCAGAUUACCAGUGACUAAACUGCACCUAGGCAGACCAGCCAUGAGAGCCACUCAGCAGGACUUCGAAAAUGCAAUGAACCAGGUGAAACUCUUGAAGAAGGACCCAGGAAAUGAAGUGAAGCUGAGACUGUAUGCGCUGUAUAAGCAGGCCACAGAAGGACCCUGCACUAUGCCUAAACCAGGUGUGUUUGACUUUGUCAAUAAAGCCAAGUGGGAUGCAUGGAAUGCUCUGGGCAGCCUACCAAAGGAAACUGCCAGGCAGAACUAUGUGGACCUCGUAUCCAGUUUGAGUUCCUCAUCUGAAGCCUCGAGCCAGGGAAAGGGUGGAGCUGAUGGGAAAGCCCAGGAGUCCAAGGGCAUCCUGGUAACGUCUGAAGGUGGCAUCACAAAGAUCACGUUCAAUCGGCCCUCCAAAAAGAACGCCAUAACCUUCCAGAUGUAUCAGGAUAUUAUACUCGCGCUUAAGAAUGCCAGCACGGAUGACACAGUCAUCACCGUUUUCACAGGAGCUGGUGACUACUACAGCAGUGGGAAUGACCUGACUAACUUCACUAGCGCCUCUGGGGGAAUGGAGGAGGCGGCUAACAAGGGUGCUAUAGUACUGAGGGAAUUUGUAAACACUUUUAUAGACUUUCCCAAGCCUCUGGUUGCAGUAGUCAAUGGCCCAGCUGUGGGAAUCUCUGUCACCCUUCUGGGACUAUUUGAUGCCGUCUAUGCAUCGGACAGGGCAACAUUUCAUACUCCAUUCAGCCACCUCGGCCAGAGCCCGGAAGCCUGCUCCUCUUACACGUUUCCGAAGAUGAUGGGCUCAGCAAAGGCAGCUGAGAUGCUUCUCUUUGGGAAGAAGCUCACAGCAAGAGAGGCUUGGGCUCAAGGCCUUGUCACUGAAGUUUUCCCUGAAAGCACUUUUGAGACAGAAGUCUGGACCAGGCUGAAAACAUAUGCGAAGCUCCCGCCAAACUCCAUGAGAAUUUCCAAAGAGUUAAUCAGGAAGAAUGAGAAAGAAAAGCUCCAUGCAGUUAACGAGGAGGAGUGCACUACUUUACGAGCAAGGUGGCUGUCAGAGGAGUGCAUCAACGCAAUCAUGAGCUUUGUUACCAGAAAGCCAAAGCUGUGAAGUCCACGACAAUGGCAAGACUCCUCACAAGAAGGACAGACUGUGAGUUCCAGUUCCAAGGACUUGAAUGGCACAUACUUCUCUGAGCCUUUUCCUGGAUUAACUUAGCAACUAUGAUGAGAUUGCUUCACAGCACUGAUAAAUAGAACUUUUCAUAAAUCAAGCCUUAAGAAUUCAUGUCUGGGGCUGGAAAGAUGGCUCAGUGGUUAAGAGCACUAACUGCUCUUCUAGAGGUCCAGAGUUCAAAUCCCAGCAACCACAUGGUGGCUCGCAACCAUCUGUAAUGAGAUCUGAUGCCUUCUUCUGGUGUGUCUGAAGACAGCUACAGUGUACUUACAUAUAAUAAAUAUUAAAAAGAUUUUAAACAAAA
Rattus norvegicus (Norway rat) is the source of this 2066-nucleotide messenger RNA. It is a transcript of the gene Eci2, whose product is annotated as enoyl-CoA delta isomerase 2. Gene Ontology annotation, cellular component: peroxisomal matrix; mitochondrion. Gene Ontology annotation, biological process: fatty acid beta-oxidation. Lineage: Eukaryota; Metazoa; Chordata; Mammalia; Rodentia; Muridae. Gene Ontology annotation, molecular function: delta(3)-delta(2)-enoyl-CoA isomerase activity; fatty-acyl-CoA binding. The record is from RefSeq and is a predicted model, not a curated record.